AAUUGGGCCAUCCCCUUGAAUCUCAUCAGAAUUUUGGGGUUUUGGAUUUCUCAUAAAAACCAUUUCUUUUCUGCACUCUUUACUUCUCCUCGCUUUUCUCUCUGUCUGAAUGGCUGUACUGUCACUGAAUUCUUUGCCGUUGGGGUUCCGAUUCCGGCCGACGGAUGAGGAAUUGGUUAAUUACUACUUGCGGUUGAAGAUUAAUGGUAAGCAUACUGAGGUGAGGGUUAUUCGGGAGGUCGAUGUGUGUAAAUGGGAGCCGUGGGAUUUGCCGGAUUUGUCCGUGAUCGUUACUCAGGACCCGGAAUGGUUCUUUUUCUGUCCGCUUGACCGGAAGUAUCCCAACGGGAGUAGGCUCAAUAGAGCUACCAAGGCUGGUUACUGGAAGGCUACGGGGAGGGAUCGGAUGAUUAAGUCGAGACGAAACAAGAUUGGGAUGAAGAAGACUCUGGUCUUCUACAAGGGACGCGCUCCCAGGGGUAAGAGGACCCAUUGGGUUAUGCAUGAGUAUCGCACUACCCUUGAUGAGCUUGAUGGUACCAGACCGGGACAGAGUGCAUUUGUACUUUGUCGUUUGUUCAAGAAAGAUGGGAUCAUUAUUGAAGGUUCAAAUGGUGAUGUGCAGUCUGAGUUAGAAAUUGCUCAGGAAUCUCCAAUAUCAGAAGAGCAAGUUGAAAUGAAUCCAGCUGAUCCCAAUUCUUGUUUGGAUGAUUCAUCUAGGAAUGCUAUUGCUGUCACUGGAUCCCCUAUUCAGUGCGAGAAUGAUAAUUCAGGGUAUCAAGUGGGAGAAGUUCCACCAACAGAGGUGGAUUGGCAGCUUGAAGAAGGCCUGAGAUUGAUUUGUGACCCUAUACCAGGUCCACCUGAUUGCCCGCUUUUUUCCCCAAUACACACGCAAAUACCGCUGGACAUGAGACCUUCUUACAUGUAUUAUGAUGUGGGCGAUGGUUGCAGUGCUGCAGAGCUUCAGUAUGGCUCAAAUGAACCAGAUGCCUAUGAUGAUUUCUUGAAUUCUAUACUCAUAAGUCCAGAUGAGCAUUCUGGUCAUGAAGCUGGUAAUCAGAAUAAUUCAACUAUUGAAUGUGAGUCCCCCAACAGUGCGGCCUUUGUAGAAGUGGCCCAAGGACAGCUUGAUCACCAAGGGGCUCAUUUAGAGAUGGAAGCACCUCCAGGUGGUUGCUUUUCUCUAAUUUCGGAACAGCAUCUUUACUCAUCUGGCACAGGCCAAUCCUAUAAUAUGUUGAACAGCGGCCAGAAUUCAAGCAAUUGUGUAAAUCCCAGCAGUAGCACUGACAAUGGGACAUCUGCUAUCAUAAUUAGAGCUCGACGCCCUCAAAAUCAACCAGAGACUAAGAACAUUGUGACACAGGGUCUUGCACCUAGAAGAAUACGUCUGCAGUGUGCAGUUGAAUUUCGGCCUUCUUAUUACAGAAAGACAUCAAGUGAUUGGAGCUGUGAAGAUGAAGAUCAUGAAUCAAAACCGUUCAUAUCAAAGGUGAGAGGUUCAUAGCUGAAGCUAGUGCAGAAACCAUGACAAUUUCCAUUAUGUGGAUUGCCUUCUUAUUAGUUUACAAUUUCCAGGAGGUAGAAGCUGUAGAAGAGGAUACAAUUGCUGGUAGUGAUGCUGCUAGUACUGUCACGGAUGAAUCUUGUGAAAUAUCCCCCUCCAAGUUCCCUGAAAAGAGUAGCUUAACAUCUGAAAGCAAUAUUUCUGUGAUCACAUCCCAGUUCACAAAGUCUACUGCAGCUCAUCAGAGAAACCGGCCAUUUAGGGUUAUGUUUAGGGUAGCUGGGAUCCUAGUCUUUUUCUUGGUUUUGGCUAGGAUGUGGAAUGUCUAGUAAUGUGUUAACUGUAACCUGCUAUUACACGCUGUAUCCCUGUAUAUUUUUGCAUGUAGUUCUCCUUUUUGCGUUGCUAAUCAGGAUUUAGGAUUAUAGUACUAGAGGAUCCUGUUUUAGUUUUUGCAUAACCAUUUUUGUAACUUUUUGUUUUUUUACUUAAUGGUUUUUUUGUAUAUCUCUUAAAUGAUUUAUAAUUAUGAGUAGAUUAAUUUAGUAG
Molecule: messenger RNA, 2059 nt
Organism: Rubroshorea leprosula
Lineage: Eukaryota; Viridiplantae; Streptophyta; Magnoliopsida; Malvales; Dipterocarpaceae
Source: the annotation of a GenBank genome assembly